AUGGCCCGCUCCCGGGCCCGAGCUCUGGGCCCCGGCCUUUCCUCGCCUCCGACUCCUCGGCGCUAUUGUCCAGGCCCGGCGAGCCCGGCCGCCCCGACAGGGGCGCGCAGCGCUUCGCAGCCUCCCGCCCCGAUGCGCCGCUUCCCGCGCCGCCGCCGCCUCCUCAGGCCGCCGCCGCCAUGUUUUCCUUCCUUAUACCUGGCCCUGCCACCGCAGCCAGUGGCUCCGCUCCGCUCCCCUGCUUCAGAUGUCCCCAGCCGAGGGGUGCCUGCUCCUGUUACAACUGCUACCACCGCGCGGGAGACUACGAGAGCCCCCAAGCGCACGAGCGCUCCUGGCUCCUGGAAGUCCCUCUCCCUUCGCCGCUGCCACCGCCUCUUCCGUCUUCCUCACGAAGCCAAAGCCGCCGCCAUCUUGGUUCGCCCCUCAAUAGCGGCGCGCGGGGCCACCCAGGCAGCAGCUGCAGGGGCGGCCCGUUGGCCCCACCAUUUAAAGAGACAGGAGCGAGGCCGGGAGCCUCGCUGCGGCGGAGGCCGCGGACGGAGGCGGGAGGCGGGCGCCGAGUUGCCGAGGUGGCGGGAGCGCAGGGAGCGGAGGAGGCGGAACGCUGGUCGCGCCGGUGACGGCCCGGGGCUCCCUCGCGCUCCCUGCACGCACCGUCGUGCGAGCGCGGGGCGGUGUGUGCGCCGUCGCGCCCUGUGUUCGUCAUCAACCCCGCUCGGGGAUUCGAAAGGGGCGUGGAACUCGCCUCCGGCCUCGGCGCGCCUGCCCGCUGUGUGCCCGCCGCGCGCCUGGCGUCUCGGGCUCCGAGUGCGGCCGCCUUCCCCGGUGGCUCACCGUCCAGCAGCUGCUGUCCCUGCCUGGCCUGCAGGCAGGCGCCGGGCCGCGUCGCCCCGGGGCCCCGUCGCGGCGUGUCCGCCUCCGCGAGUGUCCUCUCCCGGCCUCGGCUCCCGGAGCGCAGGGUCCGGGAGGCGCCGGAGCCUCGCGGACUCCAGGCGUUUCUCCUUUGGGGAGAAGCUGAAAAGCUUCCGGGAAAGGCCGCAGGUUUGCACGGCGAGGUUAAGAGAAAGAACUUGAGCCGUUGAAAGAAAGCUCUUCUCCCUUCUGAGGGCACCAGUGAAAAUCAGACCUUGCCAUAAUGGAUAGGUGUUACUGGGAGGUGACCUGUGGAACGCAACAGGGUAACUAACAUUGGUGUCUCUACUCAGGAGGUGGGUGCUGCUGUGGCAUACAACGUGCUCCUUAAGUGGAUUCUUUUGUAGCCAAGCCAACUUCCCAGCUAAGAACAAGCCCAGCACCUGAAAACAGGUCUACAAUGACUAAAUCAUGGUCUGAAAUGGGCCAUUAGCGUCCUGUCUCUCACCAGGCAUAUCUGUCUUGAGAGAGACAACCCAGUUCCUGAAACUGCUUUCGAUCUAGGGGAGGGAAAUCAGGUUGGGGAGGUGGGGAGGUGACUCAUGCCCGUGUAUCCUUUCCUUUUUCUCUACCACUUCUGACAAAUAAGUCUCCUCUCUCACCUUUUUCGAGACUGGUGUCAAAGAGUGCUUUAUUUGGUUGAGAUGCAUAGGUACUUAAUGAAGAUUUGAAAUGAGCUGUCUGCAACAAUUUAGUCCACAACCAUUUUCUAAUACUUCAGGUAAAAAUGUGAGUCAUUUUCACGUUUUUUUCACCUUUGUACGGAGUCCCUCACCAGGGCCUGCUAACUUACUUCUCUUUCAUAUCCCCUGGAUUUGAUUCUGCUAUUUUAUUUCCUUGGUCAUCACCCUAGGAUUUGUUGCACCUGAAAUUUUCCAACUAAGUUACACAAAGUAAGUCCAGAAAUUGUUGAUAUUCAACUGCUCAGAGCCCUGUGAAAAACACUCCCAGGCACUAGCAGAAAGUAGCAGCGUUAAUUAGCAUCAGCAUUUAUAUUAGUUUGCAGGGCAACGGAGAACCCAGAGACUUCUUUCAGUGUGCAUGCUGCACAGUCUCCCACUUGUCUCCCAAGCCCUCAUGCAUGACAGCCCAAGCACCCAGAAGUAAAAGCAAGGAUUCCUAAGGAAUGGUCAAAGGAAAUAUUUAGAGCAAUAAAGAGAAAGAGGAGAUGGGUAUUGGAAUUAACCAUGGGGAAUUUCAGUGCACACAUGCUUUCUUAGUUUUGUACAUUUCCCUCAGGGGAAAUGCUUUGUGUGCUUACAAAUGGACAGCCCCUUUCUGCUGCUUGCUAGGUGUUUGAAUAGCUCUAGCUGUGUGCAUUAUUCAGGUGAUGGCCAAUGUGGCAGUCAGGAGAACAUGCCUUUGCAGACCUCUUUUUACAAGGAACAAAAUUCACCAAAGACCCCAGCUGCUGCACUCUGAAAUUUAUCACGGUGCUUAGGUACAGCAUACCUCCCACAGGGUGCUCCCCACCAAUGACUGGAUGCAGCAGGAUACUAAGGCAGUUGUCCUGGGAGACAUCUCUUCUAUAGGCUGACUUUGGCUCAAGGACUCCCUGACCAGCUUUGCCAAACCUUCCUUAGGGUGCACAACAUUCCAGGAUGCUUCUCCCAACCUUCUCUCCCUCUUACUUCACUCAGGAUUAGAUGCCUCUCCCAGCCAUUCUGUCUCUCUAUUUCCUUUCAAAUAGGUGUUUCCUUAAGUAAAAUCCUUACAUGUUAAUCUGCUCUUGGUGUGUGCUUUUUGGAGGACCCAGACUAGUGCUAAAUUCAGCUCUUAGAUGCAGUAAGUCUUUAAAUGUAAAAGGGAUAAGUCUUGAUUUAUCCACGAUACGAGAUUUUAACUAGGAAUGAGAAAACAAAAAUUUACUUAUGAUUAUGUUGAGGCCUGCUGAAUUAUAUAUUGAGAGUUGAUAUGUACUUAAUGUAUUUGACUUUUAUAAUCUUUGCUAAAGCUUUUCUACAGAAUGAGGUUUGUUUUUUUUUAAUGUGUAUUUUUGAGAGAGAGAAAGAGUGUGUGCUUGAGCAGGGGAGGGGCAGAGAGAGAGGGGGACAGAGGAUCUGAAGUGGACUUCGUGCUGACAGCAGAGAGCCCGUUGUAGGACUUGAACCCACAAAAUGCAAGAUCAUGACCCGAGCCGAAAUCGGAUGUUUCACCUACUGAGCCACCCAGGCGCCCCCCAGGAUGAGAAGGUUUUAAAUACAACUUUCACUUUGUUCUUUCUCUGAUCUUUCUUAAGAAUUCUGAUUUCUGUCUGUAGGUUUGCAAUACAAAAAGAGAUUCUCUUUUUUCGAAAAGAGAACGCAUCUCAUCUCAACUCAACUCAACUCAUUAACUCAUAACUCAACUCAUUAACAUGUAAGGAUUUUAUUCGAGGAAACACCUAUUUGAAAGGAAAUAGCCAGAAUGGCUGGGAGAGGCAUGCGUCUAAUCCUGAGCGAAGGAAGAGGGAGAGAAGGUUGGGAGAAGCAUCCUGGAAUGCAGUGCCCAGGUCUUUUGAGGUUCUGAGGUCUAUUAAGAAGAGAGAUGAACCAGUCCUUUCAUCUAUACCCUAUCUUGGCCUCUGAAACUUCCCUUGUAUGAUUGGUCAUGAAUGCAAUCUCUUUCCUUAGAACUCCACGAGUAAACAUCAUCUAACAUCGUUUAAAAACUUGCCCUCAAGUUCUUUGACAUUUUUCCCCACUAGAAACGGAGUCUUUGUCUCCUCCUUUAAAAUCUAGGCUGGUCUUGGUGACCUGUUUGUAAUCAGUAAAACGAAGCAGAAGCGACGCUGUGUGACGUUGGAGGCGGGGCAACGGUUUUCUGGAGUGCUUUCUGCCUGGUUUUCUCGGAAUGCUUUCUGUGCCAUCAGGUGAGAAGCUCCCCUCUCUUACUAGGCUGAAUGUCGCCGCUCUGGUAGACAGUCUUGGCUGAACUCCCAGUUGACAGACAAUGUCAACUGCUGCUAGCCUUGUGAAUGCUUCAUCUUAGACAGCCAUGGCCCCGUUGAGCUCUUGGAUGACAGCGGCACAACCAUCUGACUACAACCACACAGCAACCUUCAGACGAGAACUACCCAGCUAAACCCUUCCCCAAUUCCCGACGUGUAAAAUCGAGAGCAAAAUAAAAUGGCCACAGUAAGCCACUGAGGUCAUUUGUUACAUAGCAUUAGGUCAUUUUGUUACAUAGCAGUAGUAACAAGAGCAUAGGUUUGCUUGGGUAAUUUAUUCUAAUCACAAAGAAAUGUAGCAGUACACUUUCCAGGGGUGGAAUAGAUGGAAUUUAAAUUGUUUUUCAUUUUUAAAAACCUUUCUUCUGAUAGGUUCCUUGUAGAACUCUUAAGCAGAUACAAGGACACAGUCUAGAUUCAAAUAUCUGACUCUGGUUCCAAAAUUUGAUUUGGGAAAUAUAGAUCAGAUCUUAUUAAAUCAACCUUAUAGGAACUGUAUGGAUAUUUUAUAAUACUGAAAAUCUCUGUUUUGGUGUUUUUUAUUUUAUUUUAUUUUACAAAACUGGCCUUGAAAAUUUUGUUUCAUUAAACUUAACUUUCACUUAUUCUUUCUAUCUGAAGUUGGAUCAAAGGGGGAAAAAAGAAGGGGGAGAUGAUGAUAAAAAAUGAGGGCAGAACCUUCUUUCUAUCAGUGACUACGAGAACACUGUGUUUUCUCUGAGAGACAGUUAAAGAGAGAGACAGAGAGAAGGAGAGAUAGAAUCCCAAGCAGUCUCCAUGCCAUCAGAAGGAACCUGAUGUGAGGCUUGAACUCAUGAACCAUGAGAUCGUGACCUGAGCUGAGAUCAAGAGUCUGACACUUAACCGCCUGAGCCGCCCAGGGAAGUUAUCAGUGGGGGUGCUGGAACUCCCAUUCUCUCCCAGCAGUCAUGAGGAGCGUCUCAGCUUGGAAGUCAAGAAGGCCAAGUGCAAACCUGCACUUUCACCCCCACCUGGCAGUAAUGAGGCAGCACUCCCUUCCCUGGCUGGAGUGGGGUCAGAAAAAGCCAUACAGGGUUUAAGUAAGAUCCAGAGUCUCAUAACAUAUUAUCUAAAAUGUCCUGAUUCCAUUAAAAAAUCAUUGUCCUAUCAAGAACCAGGCAGAGCCCAAAUAGAAUGAAAAAAUACACUCAACAGAUGCCAACACUGAGAUGGCAGAGAUGUUAGAGUUACCUGGCAGAGAUUAUGAAGCAUUCAUCAUAAAAAUGUUUCAACUAGCAACUAUGAAUACACUUGAAACAAGUGAAAAAACAGAAAGUCUCAGCAAAGAAAUAGAAGAAGCAAUUAGAAAUUUUGAGAAAUAAAAAAAUAUAGUGAAAAACUAAAAUAAAAAACUCAAUGGAUGAGCCCAGUAGCAGCAUCUAGGAGACAGAGGAGAGAAUCCAUGACCUUGGAGACAGAACAAUAGAAAUUACUCAAUCUGAGCAAUAGAGAGAAUAGGCUGGAAAAAAAAAAUGAGCAGAGCCUCAGAGACCUGUGGGUCUUCACGAAGAUCCAACAUUCAUGUUAUUGGAGACUCAAAAGACAGGUAGAAAGAAGACCGGGCUGAAAAAGUACCCAAGGAAAUAAUGGCUGAAAACUCCUACAAUAUGGCAAAAUCCAUAAACCUACAGAUUCAAAAAACUGAGUCUACUCCAAACAGUAAACCUAGAGAAACAGCACCAUUUGCAUUAUAGGCAAGCUUCUGAAAACUAAAGAAGUAUUGAAAGCAGGGAGAAGCACCUUAACUAUAGGGGGAAACAAUUUGAAUGACAGCAAAUGUCUCAUCAGAAACCAGAGGCCAGAGGGAAAUGGCACAACAUUUUUCACGUGCUGAAAGAAUUGUUAAUCCAGAAUCCUAUACCCAGGGGAAAUAUUCCUCAUGAGUGAAGGAGAAAUCAAAGCAUUCCCAGGUGAAGGAACACAGAGGCAAUCUGUUGGUGGAAAAUUACCUUAAGAAAAUGACUAAAUGAGAUUCUCCAAGGAAAAAGGAAACAAUAAAAGAAAUCUUGGAACAUGAGAAAAAAAGAACGUGGUAAGCAAAAAUAUGGAUAAAUACAACUGGCUUCCCUUCUCAUACUGAGUUUUCUAAAGUACAUUUGGUUGUUGAAAAAAAGAUCAUAACACUGUC
Molecule: messenger RNA, 5993 nt
Organism: Acinonyx jubatus (cheetah)
Lineage: Eukaryota; Metazoa; Chordata; Mammalia; Carnivora; Felidae
Product: translation initiation factor IF-2-like
Exons: 5
Coding region: 1-1077 (358 amino acids)
Source: RefSeq, a predicted model, not a curated record